AGAUGCGCGGCGCAUUCAACAACUGCGCGAGGUCUGUCUUAUUGUCCUCGUUCACCCCAAAAUCAGUGUAUCAUCCGGUACCUGCAUUGCAACCAACGCUGGACCCGUAAGACGGUGUCUCUCGAUGGAGCCAUGCAUGGAUGAACGAACGUCUGGGCAAAACGGGUUCGGACAAGGCCAACGUAGUACGGUGCAGGGCAGCCCGCCAUGGCCGGCCGUUAUGCCUUCGCUGAGGGGAAUUCAUGAUUGGAACCUCUCUUUGACCUCGGAGACGAUUCAAGGUUCUGACAGUGAUUUGUGCCAUCCUGUCCGACGUUACCAUUGCCGUUGUGCGCUCGGUGUCGUCACAUGGUCUCUGUGCUGCUCUCCACAUCUAAGGGUGGGGGGGCUCUAGCGGCAAGCUCUUUGAUGUGAGAUGGACCUCGAUAUGGACGAAAGCAGCACCUCGUUGUCGUUAAAGUUUGCGCAUUCGUCCCGCUUGAACGGCACGGAUGACGGCCAUGCCAGCCAAACCCGCUUUCCCUCUGACGAUCUGCGAGAACCCCCGACAAAGUUUCGAGCUGGCAGUGCGGGAGCUACUGCGUACGCACAACUAGCUGGUUGAGAUGGG
This is a messenger RNA of Colletotrichum navitas, 610 nucleotides long. RefSeq lists its product as uncharacterized. The coding region runs from base 416 to 604 and encodes 62 amino acids. The transcript has 2 exons. The record is from RefSeq and is a predicted model, not a curated record. NCBI's taxonomy places the organism in Eukaryota, Fungi, Ascomycota, Sordariomycetes, Glomerellales, Glomerellaceae.